This is a messenger RNA of Nyctereutes procyonoides (raccoon dog), 1701 nucleotides long. RefSeq names its product HEAT repeat containing 9 (gene HEATR9). The record is from RefSeq and is a predicted model, not a curated record. NCBI's taxonomy places the organism in Eukaryota, Metazoa, Chordata, Mammalia, Carnivora, Canidae.
AUGGCCUACAAAAAAUCAGCUGAUAUUUUUGACAUCUCCAGGUCGAUGUUCAAGUACCCAUGGCUGGAAUAUCCAGAGAGGACCAAAGAAUUCAGAAAAGCCAUGGCUCCUGUUCAUCUGCCCUUGUCCUGCUACCAGAUGCCAAAGGAAGAGUCCCCAAGCCCAGAGUGCUGGAGGCAGCACCCAAGCAAGCCACAUUCAGUGCCUCACUGCUACUUCAAGAAGCCUGAGAUCUACACACACUGGCACAUUCUAUACGAUCAGCGACAAGAACGGGAGGCCCAGAAAAUGUUGUGGAAAAUGAGAGAUCACCCUAGGCAACUCAAAGAGGACACACCUAUCCAAAAAUUCCAUCUCCCUAUGAGCAAGUUAACUAUAAAAUCUCAGAUGGGAUCCAAGCCCUCAGACCCUACUGGGGACCCCCUGAAGUGGCAAAGAUUAAAGGAUCUCACAAAAAGCCUGGAAUCUCCCAAAGAGCAUGAGCAGUUCUAUGCAGCACAGGCUCUGGGGUGUCUGGGCGUCAAUGACAAGUUUAUCAUGGAGGCACUGUGGCAGGUGGCCCAAACUGGUCCAGAGAAAGUGAAGUAUGAGGCCUGUCGAAGCCUGGCCAUGCUGGGUUGCCUGAAUAAGCACGUGAUCCAGGUUCUCAUUAAACAGUUGAAGGGGCAAAAUGAGGAGCAAAGGAUGGAUUCUCUGACAGGGCUACGAGCGGCUUUAAACACCUGGGCUUCUGUCCCCAAAGACAAGAGGACUCAAGUCGGGGAUGAAGAAAAGUUGGUACCUGUGCUGCAGAUGCUGAUAAAUAAGUCAUCGAAUGAAGCAGCCGUGGAGGCAGCCCUGUGCUUGGGUUUCCUGCGGCCCUGCAGCAACACAGCCCAAGAGUACUUGCUGCAGUGCCUAAGCCAAGGAUCAAAAACCCAGCAGAUGAAGGCACUUAGGAUGCUGGUGAAGAUGAUGCAUAUAAACACAGCCACAGUCAUCAGGGCCAUCCUAGACCAGCUGUGCCAUUCUAGUGUUCUGGAGCACCGCUUUGAAGCCACCCAGAUGCUCAAGACCAUUGGGCUGCAACAGAUCCGGGCACAAGGGCUGGAGGGAUCCACAUUUGACCUGCUCUGGAGGAAGACGUAUAAUGAACCUUUCCUUGCUAUGAGGCAGGCUGUGGCUGAAACCGUGGAAGAGCUCAAGAUGAAGCCUACGAUGAUGAACUUGGUGGAGGCGCAACUGAUGAACUCAAAUGCCACUGCACGCCAGGAAGCAGUCAUCUCUUUGGGUGUCCUGGGGAUCCGCAGCCCCAAAGUGUUCCACUUGCUCCUGGACAUGCUAGACGCAGAGAAGAGCCAGGCUGUAAAGAAAAGUCUAGAAGAAACAUUAACUCUGGUGGCUUCAAUUGAUCCCUGGAUCAAAAACAAGCUGAAGAACAAGGUUCUCUUUGUAUACAAGGCACCUAAGACUAAUGAGGAGGCAGGGCCUACAAGGUUCCGGAAAGAGCCUGAGAACCUAGAAGAGUUAAAUAUCCAAGACUUUCAACUUGUACAGCUGAACCCCUUGUUUAUUGCAAAGUCCAGAGCCACAUCAGACCAACAGAAAAACUCUGCCUUCCUACCCCAUGUCUCUAAACCAAAACACAAGGCACAGGCCACAGGGCCCUGGGUGCCAAAGAUCAGGAAACAGCUCCAGAUCCUUGCUAAAACCUCCAAAUAG